AUGAAUUCUAAUCAUAAGGUUGAUUGUGAAUAUCCUGAACAUUAUUUGCUUGAUAUAGAAGAGGUAUUUAUUAAUAAUAUAAUUCAGAAGAAACCAGCAUAAUAAUAAUAGAAUUUAAUGCCUUUUAUACCUUAUGGAGUAAUUUCUAAUCUUGAGAACGAAGUGAAAAGAGUCAGAAGUUCAUUAGAUAUAAAAUAAGAGGAUAGACAAAUGAUAUAGAAUGAUUCAUAAGCAUCUUUAAAGGAUGAUGUUUUGUGUUUACAUAAUAUAAAAGGGAAUGUGAAGAAUGCUUAUAUAAAGAAAAUAAGUUCCCUUCUUAAUGUAAGCAUGGAAGAUGAUAAAGAAAAACUACUUCCUUCAAAAAGAGUGAAAGAAAACAUUUCUUCGAAUUCAUCAAAAUAAUUGGACAAUGAAGACUUAAAGAUGUUAAAAAAUAGAGAGAGUGCUAGAAAUUCAAGAUAAAGAAAGAAAUUGUAUAUUGGUUUAUUAGAGAAGAAGGUUGAAGAUUUAAAUGGAUAAAUUGAAGGACUCAGAUAAUAAACUGAAAUUACAUUUAGACAUAUUCAUAAUAUUAUUGAACAAAAUUCAUGUUUUAAAGGAAUGAUUAUAGAAUAAGCACAAAUAUUUGAUUAAUUGUAAAGUAAAGAUCCAGAAACAAGUGAGGGAUAAGAAAUGUAAGCUUUAUUAACAGAUUCAUACAAAUUGAAAUUUAGUGCCACAGGUUCAAAAAGAAAACAAUAUAUAAGAUAUUGCUUUUAGAAUGUAGCAAGAAUAUUAAUGGAUGGUAAUUAUGGAACUCUUCUUUUUGGAAGUAAUUGUCUUUCUAAAAAUUGUAAAAUUAUUAAAAUAUUAGUUCAGUUCAACUUCUUGAAGAUGAAGAAUUACAUGAGUAUAUAAAACUAUUCAAGGAAAUUACUGGAUGUAGUGAAGACAAAAUACAACAUACUAUUACCCAUAUUGUUAGACGAAUUCUAGAACAUAAAAGAUCAUUUUCAUAGUAAUAUGGAUUUUCUAUAUUUCUAGUUUAAUUAAAUAAAUGAAAUGUAAAUCCAAAGAUCUCAGGAUUUGUUAACAAUAAUUAGAUGAUUAGAUAGAUGAAAUGACAGGUUAAAUGACUCCUCAAUAAUUUACAUCCCUUCUUAUAAAUCUCAAUAAAGUAUUCUAUAUUUAUAUAACUUUAGGAUGAUUUCAAAAUCAAAGAAAAUUUACCAAAUACUAAACAAGACAUCUCAGCCUAAUAGUUAUAACAAUAAUAGUAAUAACAAUAACUUAUGAACUAAUAUAAGUUUUUGCCCUAAAUAUCUCUUGAGUUAUUACUUAACAAUAAGAAUACACCAUUUUUACUUCCUAAUAAUUUAAUGAUCGAUCCAUUGUAAUUCAAUGAAUUAAUUUAAAAGCAGUUUUGUAAAUAAGCAUGA
This is a messenger RNA of Paramecium sonneborni, 1418 nucleotides long. Lineage: Eukaryota; Ciliophora; Oligohymenophorea; Peniculida; Parameciidae. The record is from the annotation of a GenBank genome assembly.